AUGGCAAAACUAUCUUUGGCCGGAUUGCCAAAGGAGUACUAUGCCCUAUGCUCGCUCAAUAUUGGAGUCGCCAACGUGCUCGUGACCAUAUCGGAGGGCAAUGGCAAAAGCGUAUCCAACGUAUCCAGCGUACUCGGAGAAGAAUCCGCUGAACUUCAAUUCCGGAUCCCGAUUACCAUCCCAUACUGGACCGCGACAACCCGAGAGGACAGGUUGCCAUGGCGAGAACAGUUCAGCUCGAUCAGCUCGCUAUUAGGAACGCGGGAAACACCACUCGUCGAACACCCCUUCGGUCUCCAAUACGUCCACGAUGCUGCGGUUUCCCACUUGCCUGAAUGGAAAGCUUAA
Messenger RNA from Pyricularia grisea, 348 nucleotides. RefSeq lists its product as uncharacterized. The transcript is spliced from 3 exons. The record is from RefSeq and is a predicted model, not a curated record. The coding region runs from base 1 to 348 and encodes 115 amino acids. Lineage: Eukaryota; Fungi; Ascomycota; Sordariomycetes; Magnaporthales; Pyriculariaceae.